UGUCCUGUACUAUCAUAGCACCAUGAGACGCUCGACGCGGAUCGAGUCCUCUAGAGGCGUGCCUUCGCGUCUCGAAAGCGCUACUGCCGACGAGAAGCCCGACACGUCACUCGAACCCGAGCCAUCUUCGGUGGUUAAUGCGCCACCACACAAGCGUCAGAAGACAAUGGUGAAGUGCGAGGAGACAUACCAUGCGAACGAUAGCGUCUUCUCUCUCCAGCAACUGCCCUUAGAUAUACUAUUUGAGAUAUUCAACCUGCUCGACCCCAUCUCUCUUUUCCAUCUAUCGCGAGCGUCCAAGGCCCUGCGGAGCACCCUUAUUGGUCGCUCGUUGGUUUUGUUGUGGAAGAAGAGCUAUGCUGGAGCGGACUUACCACCAGUCCCGAACGACCUCAACAUACCCCAAUUUCUCGGCCUUGUCGUUGACGACGAAUGCGAUUUCUGCCACACCUCUCCCGCGGACGGUAAUGUCUAUCGAGUGUGGGAAGCUCGCAAGCGUUGCUGUCGGAAUUGCCAGUUCGACAGCGCGCACAUCGUCCGACCACGAGAUAUGCACGAGAUCAAGGUCGUGCGGGACGUUCAGCGCUAUUUCGGUCGUGACUACGCACUCGAAUCGCUCUUCCCCAACUUUUCCCCAAAUGCUUGGGAACCUGAAUUCAGAGUAUUCGUCCGCGAGGAGAUCGAGAGCUUUGCCGCGGAGUACGAGGCAGAGAACCGGCGCAAAUUGGUGAAGGACAAGAAGAUUUGGCUGGAACGUAAGGUGUCCGAGCGCAAGCAGGUUAGGAAGCAUGCUAGUAUCUGCGAAGAGUGGGUGAAGGAGCAGGAGCGCAAGAGGAAAGCAGAUGAGCUUAGAAUAAGGGAGGAGAGGCGUGAGGCGAUUCUGGAACGAUUGAAAGAGCUCGGAUGGUUCGAGGAGGCGAACCACUGGGAAAGCGAAAGGUCGUUCAAGGCGCACGCUUUUGUGGCGAAGGCGGAACCCCUUACGGAUGAGGACUGGAACGAAAAUCGCGCCGAGUUGAUACGCUUCGUCGAGAAACUUAAGGAGAAGCGGCUAGCCGAAGACAGGCGCAGGACCCUCCACAAACGCUACACCUCCCUCGCCCAAGUUCACAAGGUUUUCCUGAAAGAGCAACUACGCCGCAGCCUCGACCUCUUGCCCAGCAUCGGCGACCUGGUCACCUUCGACGAGGUCACGCGCCUCAUCGAGGGUACGCCCAUAAAGCAGGACCUUCCCUGGCAGGAUAUGCGCGCACUGAUCGACGAGCUCGCCGAGACGCGCUUCCCAGAGUGGCGCACCGUGCGCGAGGACGAGCUGGUGGGGCUCAUCAACGCGGCGGACACGGAGCGCGCGCGGCCCGCCACGCGCGCCGACCUCAAGCUCGCAGCCACGGUGUUCAAGAGGGACUAUGCGCGCCUGUGGUACCCGGAGGUCGUGAUUCGGCGCGACCAGGUGCGCGAGAUGGGGGACGAGCCGCAGCUCGUGGUACGCCAGCGCGCGUGGGCGGUGGGGCAGGUGAGCGUGCGCGUUCCGCUGCUGCGGCUCGCGGAGAGGCUGGUCGAGCUGGCGGGGCUGGAUCCGCAGGUGGCAACACCAGCGGAUAUGGAUAGGCGGGAUGCAUGGUAUGCGCGCGCGAGGGAUAUGCCGCAGAGGAAGGAGGGCAUUCGGGCGAUGAUGUGGCGGGUGGCGGUAGGAGAAGGGAAGGAUGCAGACGAGUUCGUGCUGCUUUCGGAGAAAGAUACGGCCUUCGCGCGUGAGAUGCGAGGAGACCGACGAAUGCGCAAUUUUUGGGGCCACGUCGAGCUUCCUGGACUGACGAAGAAGGGCGAGUUCAAGAAGCGGGGAAUUCGAUAUUGGUGAUGGACUGGAGUAGAUUUUGAGGAAAUUGCGGUGUAGCGUACGUUGUGAAGUUUUUGUAGCGCAGUCCGACGCAGCGCCGAGUGAAGCCGUGGAUCCAUUGUCGUAAAUGGUAAAUCGUGGCAUCACAAUAACCUGGUGGAAUGGAAUCCUUCUAGGACGGGUCU
Schizophyllum commune H4-8 is the source of this 2022-nucleotide messenger RNA. RefSeq lists its product as uncharacterized. The transcript is spliced from 9 exons. Gene Ontology annotation, molecular function: protein binding. The record is from RefSeq and is a predicted model, not a curated record. The coding region runs from base 23 to 1858 and encodes 611 amino acids. Lineage: Eukaryota; Fungi; Basidiomycota; Agaricomycetes; Agaricales; Schizophyllaceae.